AGUGGCACCCUUGAAUGGUGGUUUUUUUUUUUUUUUUCUGUGGUGUGUUACUAGGAAAGACCAUGUCUGGUCGUGCCAAGAAGCCCCCGGCUAAGGGUAAAAGUGUGGUGAACCGCUCGGCCAGGGCCGGCCUGCAGUUCCCCGUGGGCCGAGUCGCUCGUCUGCUGCGCAAGGGUCACUACGCGGCCCGUAUCGGCACCGGGGCCGCGGUCUACCUGACGGCUGUCCUCGAGUACCUGUGUGCCGAGGUGCUGGAGCUGGCGGGCAACGCGUCGCGGGACAACAAGAAGCUGAGGAUCACGCCGCGGCACAUCCAGCUGGCGGUGCGCAACGAUGAGGAGCUCAACGCCCUGCUGGGGAGCGUCACCAUAUCGGAGGGAGGCGUCCUGCCCAACAUCCAGGCCCAACUGCUGCCCAAGAAGACCUCCAAGGGCUCCUUCCAGGAACAUGAGGAUGUGCAGUCUCAAGAGUUUUAAUGUGCUCUGUCUUGUUGUUAAUGUCAGUGCUGCUUUAUUAUUUAUUAAAGUCUCUCAUAACUCCA
Scleropages formosus (Asian bonytongue) is the source of this 541-nucleotide messenger RNA. RefSeq names its product H2A histone family member 1a like (gene h2af1al). Gene Ontology annotation, molecular function: DNA binding; structural constituent of chromatin; protein heterodimerization activity. The record is from RefSeq and is a predicted model, not a curated record. The transcript has 2 exons. Gene Ontology annotation, cellular component: nucleosome. Lineage: Eukaryota; Metazoa; Chordata; Actinopteri; Osteoglossiformes; Osteoglossidae. Bases 15 to 476 code for a protein of 153 amino acids.